GAGUUCGCUCCCAGCGUAUCCCAGUAUGCAUUGUAUAGGGCUAAUAAUCUUCCAAAAGCUAUUGCAGCAGCUCACACAUUUCUCCUGAAGCAUCCAGAUGAUGAAAUGAUGCAAAGAAAUAUGGCCUACUAUAAAAGUAUACCUGAUGCCGAGGAGCAUAUUAAAGACUUGGAGACAAAGCCGUACGAGAAUCUCUUUAUCAGGGCUGUGAGAGCGUACAAUGGUGAAAACUGGAGAACAUCUAUCUCAGACAUGGAACUGGCGCUUCCUGAUUUCUUCAAAGCCUAUGAUGACUGCACAGCAACCUGUGAAGGCUCCCGAGAGAUCAAAGAUUUUAAAGACUUUUAUCUUUCCAUUGCAGAUCAUUAUAUUGAAGUCCUUGCAUGCAAAGUGCAGUGCGAGAGUAAUCUGACACCCAUUAUAGGAGGCUUUGUUGUGGAUAAAUUUGUGGCCACCAUGUACCAUUACUUGCAGUUUGCUUAUUAUAAAUUGAAUGACAUGAAGAAUGCAGCUUCUUGCGCUGCUAGUUAUCUUCUGUUUGACCAGAAAGAUGAAGUAAUGAAACAGAACAUGGUCUAUUAUCAGUACCACAAAGACAAAUGGGGACUUAAAGAAGAGGAUUUUCAGCCCAGAUCGGAGGCAGUUCGAUACCACAACAUAACCACACUCCAGUUGGAAAUGUAUGAAUUUGCAAAGGAACAUCUGAUGGAUGAUGAUGAGGGUGAAGUUGUGGAAUUCCUUGAUGAGCUGUUAGAAGUAGAGGACAAGAAGGAGUCCUGAUGGCUGAAAUCACCGCAAAGUAUUUUACAAAAGUGAAGACUCCCCAUUGCUCCUUACUAUUGUUUUUGGUCACCUGUAGUUCCAGUUAGAUAUACCUCAAAGCCGGUCCUUUCAGCUCCA
This is a messenger RNA of Eurypyga helias (sunbittern), 900 nucleotides long. RefSeq names its product cartilage associated protein (gene CRTAP). Lineage: Eukaryota; Metazoa; Chordata; Aves; Eurypygiformes; Eurypygidae. The record is from RefSeq and is a predicted model, not a curated record. Gene Ontology annotation, molecular function: collagen binding; protein binding. The transcript is spliced from 7 exons. Gene Ontology annotation, cellular component: endoplasmic reticulum. The annotation marks the transcript as partial. Gene Ontology annotation, biological process: collagen fibril organization; peptidyl-proline hydroxylation to 3-hydroxy-L-proline.